AUGUCACUGAACCGGAACAUCCAGAACAAAAGUGGCAUGACAGCCCUCGAUGCUUUGCGAGCCAAUGGACCACGUCACAUGAACAGAGAUACGGAGAAACUUAUACAAAAUGCUGGUGGUAAGAGCGGGAAUUCUCUUUCCAAAGUUAAGAAAACGUCUGUCUUUCUGAGAAAAUCGAUCACUUUCUCGGAAUAUUGUUUCACGAGAAUAGCACGUUAUAGGAGUGGCAUGUCAGACGGAACACGUAACACUCUUCUGGUAAUUGCAGCUCUGAUAAUUGCAGCUACUUAUCAAAUCGCGCUCCAGCCAAUUGAUAAAGAGAAAUACCUAAAUCUAUCUGUGAUGGAAAUCAUAGUAGAUUUCGUCGUACUAUGGGGACUUAAUACUAUAGCCUUUCUCUUGGCUAUUGCCACGACGUUUGUACUCUUACCCGUUGGUAGAUCAUAUACUUGGUGGUUUAUCUUCAUCUCAGGGCCUCUCGUCUGCGGUGUACCUGAAGUUUCACUUCCUAGUCCCAGUGAUAAUCUUACUCAUGCUUGUGGUGGUUGUAUUCGGAAUCCUCAUUUUUCUACUUGUACUCUACGUGAGGUGGAAGCGUACUGCGCAGAAGAAAACACCAAAACUCAGAAGCGAUCUGAUUUCCGAAGUCUUAAACGCCAUCGUUUGAUGCGUUUGUAG
Thlaspi arvense is the source of this 678-nucleotide messenger RNA. The record is from the annotation of a GenBank genome assembly. Lineage: Eukaryota; Viridiplantae; Streptophyta; Magnoliopsida; Brassicales; Brassicaceae.